Passer montanus (Eurasian tree sparrow) is the source of this 723-nucleotide messenger RNA. RefSeq names its product zinc finger and SCAN domain-containing protein 26-like. Lineage: Eukaryota; Metazoa; Chordata; Aves; Passeriformes; Passeridae. The annotation marks the transcript as partial. The record is from RefSeq and is a predicted model, not a curated record. The transcript is spliced from 3 exons.
UCGCCGCCUCCCCGACACCCAGACCGGCAUGGAGCCGCCCCCCCCCCGCCCGCUCUGGCGGCCCCCGGAGCCCGGCGCGGCGCCGGCCGCUCCCGGCGGCUCGGGCGGCGCCGGCACGGAGCAGCGGCGGCUCCGGUUCCGGCAGUUCCGCUACCAGGAGGCGGCGGGGCCGCGGGACGUGUGGCGGCGGCUGCGGGAGCUGUCGCGGCGCUGGCUGCGGCCCGACGAGCGCAGCAAGGAGCAGAUCAUGGAGCUGCUGGUGCUCGAGCAGUUCCUCAGCAUCCUGCCCGAGGACAUCCAGAGCUGGGUGUGGGUGCGGCACCCCGAGUCCUGCGCGCAGGCCGUGGCCCUGGCCGAGAGCUUCCAGCUGGCCCGAGCGGAGCCCGGAGCGGUCUGGGAGCAGCAGGUGCGAGCGGGGGCGGCUUUUGGGCCGGGGCACGGCGGCAGCUCGGCGAGGCGGCGGCAGCGCUCGAGGCCGGCAUGGACGCCGGUGACGGCGCGGCUCUGCGCCCAGCCCGUGAUGGGCACGCGGUGCGGGGGGCCCGAGCGGAACUCCCGCGUCAGCCGGGCCCGGAACGGGACGCGGAUCCGCCGCCGGAGCCCGCGGAGAACCACGGAGCACUCGGAGCGUGCCGGGACCUCCUGCCGCACGCGGUGCGCCCGCGACACGAACUCGACGACGCUGGCGCCGCCGACCCACGGCACGGUGGUGACGUUGCCCGG